UUCUGUACACACCUUUAGGACUUUGACCUAGUACAGUAGAACAAAUUUGUGAGGAACACAGUCUGAUGCACAGCAAGCAACAUGCCCAAAAAUGACCGUAAUACAAAGCAUCGUAUUUUAGACUUGUAUGGGGGUUAUGGAAAGAACUGAGCACCUGUCCCUCGUGUGAUCGGCUUACAGAAAUCAUUGACGGUGACUUUGAACCUUUGAAGAGUGAGAUGUGUUUAGUAAAACUGGGACUCAUGGUCAUUCUACGACCAUUGCGUUCUUGAUGGCAGCCUUCACCAGGAGAACGUUAUCGUAGAAAUCUGGGUAAAUAAUCUAGCAAAGGAAGAAUGUAGCCUUCCAAUUUGAACUUUGUCAUCCUCAGCUGCCUGCCGAUCAGUCAUUACAGAAUAUCAGCAGUGUUGGUUCAGCUCGUGCUGUGUUAAUAUGAGGAACGUUCACUCGGAGAACAGGAGCUUGCUUCUAGGAGUCCUUACAGGAGCUGCUGGAGUUAGCAUCGCCUUGCUGUGCUGGAGAAGAUAUGGAAAACAUGGCUACUUUCUCGGCUUGCCUGAGAACUGGUCAUCUGCUACGGAGAACCAAGUUCAGGACAACCAAGGCCAAGGUGCUGUCGUGGUUCUUCAGGGUCGUCAACUGCAAAUACUGGAGAAACUUGGGAGCCUGUUGAAAAGUGUUGAGGAACUCAAGGAGGAAGUUAAAUUUUUAAAAGAAACCAUUCCUAAAUUAGAAGAGCAAAUUAAGGAUGAGCUAAGAGGCAAGAAUGAUGGGAGGAAAGUCAGCCCCCAGCACAGGAGCCUUAAAAGAAAGAAAAGCGAGACCACAAAGACGUCAGGUGAAUACCCUAGUUCUGAGGAAGCAGAAAGUGAAGGAGGGUAUAUCACUGCCCAUACUGACACUGAAGUAGAAUCAGAGGAUGAGCACAGAGUGGGAAUUAUCAAAGCAGAGAAGGCUAAAAUCACUGAAGAAGAAGCUGAACUACAGUCUCUUCUCCAGCAAGCAGAUAGCAGCUACAAUGGCUCAGAGUCAGAGAAGCAAGACGGAUUCAGGAUGUUGCUGAACAAGCAGGAAAAGUAUGGAAAUAAAGUUGAAUUCCUUUGGAGGCUGGCGCGGGCGUACAGCAACAUGUUUUAUCUCACCAACGAUGCAGAAGAAAAGAAAAGUUAUGCAAUUGAAGGGAAAACCGCUGCUGGGAAAGCUGUUGAAUUAGAUGAUAAGAAUGCUGGCAGUCACAGAUGGUAUGCAGUUAUGUGCGGAUACGUGUCUGAAUUUGACAAUGUCCAGAAUAAAAUCAAGAACGGCUAUCUCUUUAAGGAGCAUUUGGAUAAAGCUAUAGAACUCCAUCCAGAAGACCCUCUUCAAUACUACCUCUUAGGCAGAUGGUGCUAUACUGUUUCUCAGUUGUCCUGGAUUGAGAGAAAAGUUGCUGCCACACUUUUUGGAAAUCCCCCCACCUCGACAGUCCAAGAGGCACUGCAGAACUUUCUUAGGGCUGAAGAAAUGCAGCCUGGCUACUCCAAAUACAACUACAUGUAUAUGGCAAAGUGCUACAAGGACCUAGGACAAAAAGCUGUUGCACUGAAAUACUGUGAUGAAGCAUCCGCAAUGCCAUCCGUAACUAGAGAGGAUAUGGAUGCCCAGAAAGAAUUGGAAGCCUUGACUGUGUCCCUGAUGCAGUGAAAAGAUCAAAUUCCAAAUAACUAGUUAUCACUUUGAAUAAAAUAAACCUCCACUAUAUCAUGCAAAUAAUAAUUUUUUUAUUAUACUAUCCAGAAUCAUUGUUUACUUUUAGAUUAUGAUUUAUAGACUACCCUGACCUGUUACACAAAAACUGAUUCAGAGGUAGAUAUUUCAAUUAUUGGGAUUUAAAGAUUAUGUCCGCCCUCUCAACAGUUUGUACAUUUUAUUUUUAUGCAAACUGAAACGUUGGCAACUUUACAAAUGGUCCAUUUUGUCUACUGCUACUCUGCUACUAUGUGUUUCUAAGAUAAGAGAAUAUAAACCAGCCCUGUGUAGUCUUUGUGCUCUUUCAUCCCCCUUACUUCUUACUAAAAUAUUUUUAGUAGAUUAGCAAAAAACUAGGUGAUGGAUUGCAAUAUGACUGCCAGAUCAGACUCCACAGUCUGUUUCUAUGGAAAUGCAUAGAUCUGCAGA
Molecule: messenger RNA, 2157 nt
Organism: Bufo gargarizans (Asiatic toad)
Lineage: Eukaryota; Metazoa; Chordata; Amphibia; Anura; Bufonidae
Gene: RMDN2
Product: regulator of microtubule dynamics 2
Exons: 11
Coding region: 433-1683 (416 amino acids)
Cellular component (GO): spindle microtubule; cytoplasm; mitotic spindle pole
Molecular function (GO): microtubule binding
Source: RefSeq, a predicted model, not a curated record